UCAUUUGUCGUUGUUCUACCACGGUGGAAAGGUUCAGCCGUCGUCCUGCUGUCGGGAUUGAAGACUGUUUCGGCUUCUACGGCCGAGGGUCGAUGAUCAUGGAAGCGGGACGGAAAUCAACGGCUGGAAAACACCCCCUGAUUGAGCUUGAUCCUGAUGAGCAGGAGAAGGAGAAGGAGAAAGUAGGCAUGAAGAAGCCUCUCUUUCCGAAAGGAAAGAAAUUGAAAGCCAAGCAGGAUGUGAUGGAUGCUUUUGAGGAGGAGUUAGGUCCCAUUAAACUUUCGGAUCCGAGACUGGCUGCGAAGCAACGAGCGCUUUCUAGGAAGGAAAAGGAGGCAAACAUUGAUAGCCGUGACGUCGCGGGACCUGGAGCGCUUGCUGUGGGUGAAGAAGAGUUCGAGGGAGAUGAAGGUGUCGAUGAUGAGGGUACUGUGUUUGAGCCAUUCAACUUGAGGCAGGAAAGGAAGGAAGGGUUCUUCGACGAUGCUGGAAACUAUGUCGAGUACCGUUGGGAGGCAGAGGCAAAGGACGCCUGGCUGGAGACGGCGGAGGUCGACACCAAGUACGCCGAGAAGGCUGCCGCAAAAGCUGCGGCGUAUGCGAAAAUGGAAGAGGAAUCGGAGGGCGAGCUAUCUACGGCAGAGCUUGCCGGCAUCAAGCGGCGAAUCAGCGAUGCACUUCAGCCAGGGGAGUCUGUGCUCGACGCCCUUCGCAGGCUGGGAGGCGGGCCACGCAGUCAAGGAGCUGGCAGAGGUCGAGGAGGGGGUCAAGUUGGAAGGGGCCAUGGCGCCGACCGAAUGUCGCCUGCAAACAAAGUACUGUUCGAUCAGCUCACGGAAGAUGCAAUGAAACUCUUACAAAAUGGAGAAUUAGGGGUGUACUCGGAUCACAAAGAGACGUUCCAACGUGAAGCGGAGGGCUACGAGGCAUUGCAGCGCAUACGGGCUGGCGGCAAGACUGAACAAGGCAACAAUGUGGCAAUAAGGUCCUCGGGCACGGAAAUCGAACUGGCAAAAACAGAGACCACCCGAAGCCAAACAAAUGACGAUCGUUCGGCGGAUGCACACGCCAAGGAUGUUAACGACAGAGGAGCUAAAACUGCAGAGGCCACGGUGUCUCCCUCCGCUGCUAAUCCAUCUAUGGACAUGUUUGCCGACAGCGACGACGAAGCCGAGCAAGCGACUGGAGUGGGUAACAAGAAUGAUGAUGACGCAACCACGUCUUCCGCAAAAGGCGGUGUGGUGGAUGAAAAAGCCCCCGGGCCGGAAUCCUUAGGGACCAGCGAAUCUUCCGUUGAUGGAAGAAGAGGAGGAGGUGCUUUUCCUGAGGACGGUUCUGGGUACGUGUAUGACGAAUCGACUGGGUACUACUACAAUGCGGAGCUGGGUUAUUACUAUGACGCAAAGACUGGGCUUUAUGGCAGUUCCAUCUUGGGGACGUGGUACCACUACGACGAAACCACACAAAAUUAUGUGGAGGUCGGUGGAGCACUGGGCGGAAGCGAGUAACAGCAUAUAUUGAAACAGAAGUGUCGAUCCGUUUUCAUUUAGACUUGCUAGUGGUUAUGUCCAUGCCACGUCGUGUAAAGUCAGUAGUUCAAGUCUACUUGUCACCACUAGCCAAUUCUUUAGUGGGUGGGGGAAACUUAGUGGGAUGCAAAUAUAGAUUACUAGCUUGUCUCUGUGCUGUAGAUUACAUCAUGCCAAUGCAGUUGACUCAGGUGAAUCUAGUAAUGCUGUGGCUGGUUCAACCAGACACACUGCGUGUGUGUGCGUGUGUGGUACAUGUGUGUUUGUUUGCGUGUGUGUGUGUUGUACAUGUGUGUUUGUUUGUUUGUGUGUGUGUGGUACAUGUGUGUUUGUUUGUUUGUGUGUGUGUGUGUGCGUGUGAAUGUUUGUGCCUGAGUCAG
Messenger RNA from Chara braunii, 1909 nucleotides. The record is from the annotation of a GenBank genome assembly. NCBI's taxonomy places the organism in Eukaryota, Viridiplantae, Streptophyta, Charophyceae, Charales, Characeae.